CACUCUGUGAUUUUUUAUAUUCAUAUUCCUUUGUGUUUUGUUUUGUUUUUUUACCUCUGGAGUAUCGUUAAUUUCCUAACCUCCCUCACUGUUCUAUUAGGGGGAGGUGAGUAGGCUUUGGAGACGUUGAAGAUGGCGACUGGAAUGAGCUGGCACCAACAUAAUUAUCACGGUGGAGGGGCUUCUGCCAGUGCUGCCAAGUUUGUGCCCUCUUCUCCUGGCAUCAUGGCACAUCAAGCCGGCAUGAGCAUGGAGUAUACUGCAGAACUGCACCUCAAGAUGAGCAAGAAGAUAGCCCAGCUGACAAAGGUCAUAUAUGCCUUAAACACUAGGAAUGAUGAACAUGAAUCAGGAAUACAAGCCAUCAAAGAAGCUCAUGAAGAGGAAAUCCAGAAAAUCCUUGCAGAAACACGGGAGAAAAUAUUGCAAUAUAAGAACAAAGUGUCAGAGGAGGUAGAACUAAAGAGAAAGAUCCAGUCACUUGAAGAAUCAUUGGAAGAGCACAAAAAGAUGAAGCAGCAAGCCCUGACAGAGUUUGAAAUCUAUAAACACAGAGUAGAAGAUAUGCAACUUUGUGCGGAGGCCCAGCAUGUGCAGAGAGUUGUGACCAUGUCUAGAGAGGUAGAAGAGAUACGAAAAAGAUUUGAGGAGAGGAUAAGGAGUUUCAUGCAACUUCAGGUACAGUUUGAGAAAGACAAACGUGCAGCCCUUGAAGAAUUAAGAGCAAACCAUAGACUGGAAAUUCAAGAGCUCUUGAAAGCUCAACACAGUCAGAAUGCUACAAUCAAUAAAGGACAUGAAACGCUGGAAGAAAUGCACAAAUUACAAGUUGAGGAAUUUAACAAAAAGCUUGAAGACCUUCGACUAGAGAGGAAAAAGUUAGUUGAAGACUAUGAAGGGAAACUAAGUAAAGCACAAGCAUUUUAUGAGCACGAAUUGGAUGCCUUGAAAAGAUCUCAGCACUUUACUGCAGAAAGUUUACACACUUGUAAGCAGAAAGAAGCAGAGUUGAAAAGAGAAUUUCAAAAUCAAGAAGCCAUUUUGCAAAAGAACCUUGGAAUCCUUAAAACCGAAUUUCAAGUUGUACAAGAAGAAGCAGGAAGUUUGAGAGAAAAGUGCCAAAAACUUCAAGUUGCCCUGAAUACAACAGAAAACAAUGUUCAGGUCCUUCAAAAACAGCUGGAAAAUGUGAAGCAGGAGGAGAUGUCCUUACUAAGCAAACAGAAAGAUAUGGAAGCUGAGCUAGCAGCUGCUCGGGAGCGUCUGCAACAGCAAGCCACAGAACUUGUGCUUAAAGCUAGUCACAUUGGGAUGCUACAAGCUACUCAGAUGACUCAAGAGGCCACCAUCCAAGAUCUUGAAUCAGAAAAGUCCAGAAUAAAGGAAAAAAUAGCCCGUCUAGAGGAAGAAAGAGCAUUGCUACAAAGCAAAAAUCAGAAUCUUGAUGAACGUCAAAGGCAUCAGAUUCUUGCAUUGGAGAAGAAGAUCAAUGAAGCAAAGCAGACGCAGCGUGAAUGCUAUGAGAAGGAGCUCAUUAACCUGCGCAUCAAAUUUGAGGAGGAUACUGUGCAGCUAAAAGAGCUUCAUGCAAGGACGUUAGAAGAGAUGUCAUGGAAACAUCAAGCAGUGCUCGAGGCAGCUCAUAGCACAACAAAUAAGGAAAAAAAGAAGCUACAGAUGGAACUCCAGCAACAGUUUGAAAAGGAGAGACAGGAAUUUGAAGAGGGAAAGAAACAACUGCGGCAGCAGCUAGAAAACCUUAAAGAAGAUCUGACUACCAAGCUGACAGCUGCCAAUCAGGAGAUUGGACGUCUGCAAGACCUGGUGAAGAAAAGUGAGCAAGGGCUUGGCUCAGCCGAGUGUCAUAUCUCAAGUCUCAAAGAUGCACAAGACAGACUUCAAAAUGAGUUGGAUUUAACAAGGGAGAGGUUAAGGGACACCAGUGACUCCCUUUUUGCUGUACAGGGGGAGUUGGAGAAAGAAAGACAGCAGCAUGAAGCAACAAUGGCUGCAACCCGAGAAGAGGAAAGAUUAAAGAUGGAUAAGUUAGCUCGUGACCUUGAACUAAAAUGGACAGAGACCCUCAGGCAAGAAUGCAAUAAGCUCAGAGAAGAACUGAGGAUACAGCAUGAGGAGGAUAAAAAGGGUGCUAUAGCACACCUUCUGCAGCUAAAAGAACAGGAGUUAAAUACAGCAAAGGAAGGGUGGCAAAAGAAGGUAGAAGAUCUCCUUGAUCAGAUUUCUUUGCUAAAACAGAACCUUGAGAUGCAGCUGUGCCAGUCCCAGAAUGCUUUGCAGCAGCUGCAGUCACAGUUCAGUCAAGAACGUCAGCGCCUCACUCGGGAGCUUCAAGAACUGGAGGAGGAACACCAGCAGAGGCAAAAUUCCUUGCAGGAGGCCCACAUGAUAGCAUUUCAAAGCAUGGAGGAUGCAAAAGAUCAAGAGCAAAAAGAUCUCGAAGAUCACUUGCAUCAGAAAUACACAGGGGAGCUGCAGACUGUAAAGGAGGCUCAUAAGCAGGCUAUGGAAGCCCUUAGAGUGGAAAUGGAACAGGAACUGCAAACAUUACGCUUUGAAUUGGAGGAUGAGGGUAAAGCCAUGCUAGCGUCACUGCGUUCUGAACUCAAUCAUCAGCAUGCAGCAGCUAUUGACCAGCUAAGGCACAAUCACCUUCAGGAGAUGGAGGCAGCGUCAGAAGAACUUGAAAGACAAAGAGAGCAAAGCCGGCGUCGGGAGUCUGAGCUUCUGGGAAGAAUAGCAGAUCUCGAGGAGCAGCUGAGGCAUCAAGAACAGCAUGUAUCGAACCUGAAUAAGGAGCUGGUGAUACUGCACGAGAGCAUGAAUACUCUAACUAAGGAACUGGAAUUGAAAGGAAAAGAAAUACUUAGGAUACGCAGUGAAGCCAAUCAACAAAUUAGGGUGCAUGAACACAAUUUAAGCAAGAAACACGAGGAAGAGAUGAAUGAGAUAACUGCUGCACACAUCAGUGAGAAGGAAACUAUAGGGGCAGAAUUUGCAAAGAUUCAAGCACUGCUUAUGGAAAAAAAUUCUGCAUUGCAAGUUUCGUUAACUGAAAUGGAAGAAAAAUAUCAAAACAGGGAAUCCAGGCCAGAGGACCUUCAACUCAUAUCUGAGCUAAAGGAUAUGGUUGCCGAAAGGGACCAACUUAUCAAGAAACUUAUUGAAGACAAAAAGUUUUACCAGCUUGAGCUAGUGAACCGCGAGACCAACUUCAACAAAGUGUUUAAUGCAAGCCCUAACGUUGGUGUUAUUAAUCCUCUUGUCAAGCAAAAGAAGAAGAAUGAUAAGUCCACAAACAGGUUUGUGAGUUCCCCUAACCUAAAUGCCCUGGACGAGUCUGGUGGAAUGGGAAACGGACAUCCUAACCGCCUGGAGCCCAUUCCUAACUCACCCAUCCACGAUAUUGAGUUCAACAGCAGCAAGCCUCUACCAUCACCUAUACCACCCAAAGAGGCCAAGACCUUUUUGAGCCCUCCUCAGACUGAUGCUUCACCCGUGGCAUCUCCUGAUCCACAGCGCCAGGAAUGGUUGGCUAGAUACUUUACUUUCUAAGAGACUCUAUUUGACAAUGUUACUAUUUCUCUUGUGGCACAGCUUCGAUGUGGACUGUUUGUAAGAGCAUGACCUUGACAAUUCCUUCUGUGACCAAGCUUUGCCGUAAACACUGUUUGUCAAACACUGUGACCGAGAGUACUUGUCUCCAAUUGCAAAUGCACUGUACUAUUUUUAUUUCCUUUCUUCUUUAAGUAAGUGAUGAUCUCUCUUCUUUUAUUUGUCAUAAAACUUGGUCUACCAUUUUUGGACUUACUGUGCUACCUCCUUGUCCGAUGAUUCCUCCUUUCCAUAGUAACAUGUGGGCCAUAUAACUACUUCAGUGCCGGAAUGAACCGCAUCACAUUGUCUGUGCUGAAGUGAUAUAAACGCCUUCUUAAUAGAACCACUCACAAAGCAGUGUAAUGAAAUGAAAUCAUGUUUCAAGUUCAAUCACAUUUCAUUGCUUGACACCAGAAAUAACAAUGUGCCUGGAGUCAGAUUCUCAGCUUCUGAUUGGUAUGUAUAUACUAUGUAUGGCAAUUGUACUCCUAAUGUAACAACAUCUUACCCUGUAUCCCAGUGUGUUAUUUCCUAUGGAAGUCACUUUUAUGAUAUAAAAAUAAUAUUUUUCUUAUAAGAA
Spea bombifrons (plains spadefoot toad) is the source of this 4195-nucleotide messenger RNA. It is a transcript of the gene FAM184A, whose product is annotated as family with sequence similarity 184 member A. Lineage: Eukaryota; Metazoa; Chordata; Amphibia; Anura; Pelobatidae. The record is from RefSeq and is a predicted model, not a curated record. The transcript is spliced from 18 exons. The coding region runs from base 133 to 3573 and encodes 1146 amino acids.